GAGGAGGGAAGGAAAGUGCUGUUCUGUGGAAAGGGGCGGAAGGAGGGGGAGGAAAAAAGGGAACAGAAACAUGGCGGUCAGCUGUCGGGACGGCGGCGCGGCGGGCAGCUCCUAGGAUACCUGCCGCCCGCGCCGCACCGCGCCGCAGCCCCGAGAGCCGAGGCGCCGGCGCGGGCUAGCGCUCCGGGCCGUUACCCCGGCUGCAGGCGGCGCCCCUCAGGACCCGGCCCGAAAGGCGGCGCAGGCGCAGAUCGGGCGGUAGCGGCGGCUGCUGCCGGAGCAAGUCCCCUUCCCUGCCCCGCCAGGGCGCCCAGGCCGCGGACUGGCGCUUGCAUGCCCCAGGAGGGAGCCGUGUCGGGGUGGCGCUGACGGAGGAGCCGGCGGCAGGAAAUAAAAUAGCAGCCAUGAUAGAAGACAAAGGACUGAGAGUGACAGACUACUUUGUCGUGGCAGGUCUCACUGAUACAUCUACUCUUUUGGAUCAAGAAAUAAAUCGUUUAGAUACUAAGUCAACUGGGCCUAAAGCUCCAAUUACAGAUAUUGCAGUUAUUAUCAAAUCAGCUGGGGAGACAGUACCUGAAGGUUACACCUGUGUUGAAGCCACUCCAUCAGCUCUCCAAGCAAACUUGAACUAUGGAAGUCUGAAAAGCCCAGAACUUUACCUCUGUUAUAAGAGAGGGAGAGAUAAACCACCCCUUACAGAUAUUGGAGUUUUAUAUGAAGGGAAAGAACGGCUCAUUCCAGGAUGUGAAGUGAUCCAAGCCACGCCCUAUGGUCGUUGUGCCAAUGUCAACAAUAGUUCAACUACUUCACAAAGAAUCUUUAUCACUUAUCGAAGGGCUCCUGUAAUUCGACCCCAGAAUUCCUUGGCUGUAACUGAUAUCUGUGUUAUUGUAACCAGUAAAGGAGAAACACCUCCUCAUACCUUUUGCAAAGUUGACAAAAACUUAAAUUGUGGGAUGUGGGGUUCCAGUGUGUUUCUGUGUUAUAAGAAGUCUGUACCUGCUUCAAAUGCAAUAGCAUAUAAAGCUGGUUUAAUUUUUAGAUAUCCGGAAGAUGACUAUGAGUCUUUCCCGCUCUCAGAAUCUGUACCUCUUUUCUGCCUUCCUAUGGGAGCCACUAUUGAAUGCUGGGAUCCUCAAACCAAAUAUCCACUUCCAGUUUUUUCAACUUUUGUCUUGACAGCUUCUUCAGCUGAAAAGGUAUACGGAGCUGCCAUCCAGUUCUAUGAACCUUACUCUCGGGAACUUCUAACAGAGAAACAGCUUAUGCAGCUGGGCCUGUUGACACCUGUGGAGAGAAAAAUUGUCCCCAAAUCCAUCAAUUCAAACAAAUGCAUUUGUUUACUCUCACACUGGCCUUUUUUUGAAGCUUUUAGAAAAUUUCUUAUGUUUAUCUACAAACUUUCUGUGUCUGGACCACAUCCUCUUCCCAUUGAAAAGCACAUUUCACAUUUUAUGCAAAAUAUCCCUUUUCCUUCACCACAAAGACCAAGAAUCCUUGUACAGCUGUCAGUCCAUGAUGCAUUAAUAUUAUCACAGCCAGUUUCUACACCUUUACCACUAAGUGGAGCCAACUUUAGCACCUUGCUAAUGAAUCUGGGUCCUGAGAAUUGUGCAACACUGCUGCUCUUUGUUUUACUUGAAAGUAAAAUCCUGCUGCAUUCUCUUAGGCCAGCUGUAUUGACUGGGGUAGCUGAAGCUGUUGUAGCUAUGAUCUUUCCAUUUCAGUGGCAAUGCCCAUAUAUUCCCCUUUGUCCUCUUUCGCUGGCUGCGGUGCUUAGUGCACCUUUACCGUUUAUAGUUGGAGUUGACUCAAGGUAUUUUGAUCUUCAUGACCCACCACAAGAUGUUGUUUGCAUUGACUUGGAUACAAACAUGUUAUAUGUAUCAGAUGAAAAGAAGAACAUGAACUGGAAACAGCUUCCCAAAAAGCCAUGCAAAAAUCUACUUAGUACCUUAAAGAAAUUGUAUCCUCAACUAUCUUCAGUUCACCGAAAAACUCAAGAAGGUUCAGCAAUUGAGAUGACUCCAAUUGAAGCAGAUUUCUCCUGGCAGAAGAAGAUGACACAACUUGAGAUGGAAAUUCAAGAGGCAUUUUUGCGCUUUAUGGCAUCUAUUUUAAAAGGUUAUAGAACAUAUCUCAGACCAAUCACAGAGGCUCCUUCCAGUAAAGCCACAGCUGCUGAUUCAUUGUUUGACCGACAGGGAUUUUUGAAAAGCCGAGAUCGUGCCUAUACAAAAUUCUAUACCCUUUUAUCCAAAACACAGAUUUUUAUUCGUUUCAUUGAAGAAUGCAGUUUUGUAAGUGAUAAAGAUACUGGAUUUGCAUUUUUUGAUGACUGCAUAGAAAAGUUGUUUCCUGAUAAAGGCACAGAGAAAACAGAAAAGGUUGAUUUUGAUUCAGCUGAAGAUACCAAAUUGAUAGAACUAGAUGAUUCACAGAAAAGUGAGCACACUGUAUUUAUAAUGCCACCAGAGCCACCUCCUGAUGAUGGAAAGGACCUGUCACCAAAGUACAGUUAUAAAUACUUUCCAAGACUGGACCUUAAGCUUUUUGACAGACCACAGGAGUUGAAACUUUGUUUUAGUAGACACCCUACUGGGAAUAGCAUUACAAACAGUCCAGCUCUCAUGGCUAAGAGAACUAAACAGGAGAUAAAAACGGCUCAUAAAUUGGCGAAGAGAUGUUACACAAAUCCACCACUGUGGGCCAAGUGUCUGUUCAGUCAUUGUUACAGUUUAUGGUUUAUUUGUCUCCCAGCCUAUGUUAGAGUUUCUCAUCCUAAGGUCAGAGCACUUCAACAGGCAUAUGAUGUACUUAUUAAGAUGAGGAAAACAGAUGUGGAUCCACUAGAUGAGGUAUGCUAUCGAGUAGUAAUGCAGCUUUGUGGACUUUGGAGUCAUCCUGUUUUAGCAGUGAGGGUCUUAUUUGAAAUGAAAACUGCUAAGAUAAAGCCAAAUGCUAUUACUUACGGUUAUUAUAAUAAGGUAGUUUUGGAGAGCCCAUGGCCUAGCAGUACCCGCAGUGGUAUCUUCUUAUGGACGAAGGUACGGAAUGUGGUACGUGGCUUGGCACAAUUUAGGCAGCCGGUUAAAAAGACUGUGCAAAAGUCACAGGUCUCCUCAAUAUCAGUUCUUCAGAAUGCCACAGGUGGAAGUGAUGGGGACACGGUGAGCCACUGUAGCGUGGAUAGUGCUAAUGAUGCUAACAAUGGGGAGCACACAGUCUUCGUCAGAGAUUUAAUCAGGCUUGAUUCCAUUGAUAAUCACUCUAGCACAGGUGGUCAGUCUGACCAAGGCUACGGGUCUAAGGAUGAACUUAUAAAGGAUGAUGCAGAAAUUCAUGUGCCUGAAGAACAAGCAGCAAGAGAAUUGAUAACUAAAACAAAACUGCAAAAAGAAGAGGCAUGUGAUGUUUCUUCUGUUGUGGCAAAACAUUCACAACCUAGUCUGGAGCCUCAGAGUCCUAGUGAAGCUCCUGCAUGGGGCAAUACUAUUGUGAAAGUUCCAUCUGGUAUAUUUGAUACCAACAGCAGGAAAAGUAACACUGGUAGUACAUCAAAUGUGCUAUUUUCUACUCAAGAUCAAGUUGAAGAUGCAGUUUUUGGAGAAGUUUCUAAUCUCAAGAAGAAUGGUGAUAGAGGAGAAAAAAGACAAAAGCAUUUUCCAGAGAGGAGUUGUAGUUUUAGUUCUGAAAGUCGAGCAGGAAUGCUGCUUAAGAAGAGCAGUUUGGAUUUGAAUUCAAGUGAAAUGGCUAUCAUGAUGGGAGCAGAUGCCAGGAUUCUGACAGCAGCAUUGACGUGUCCUAAGACCUCUCCACUUCACAUUGCAAGAACCCAUAGCUUUGAGAAUGUUAGCUGUCACCUGGCUGAUAGUAGGACUCGUGUGUCUGAAAGCACUUGGGAUCCUGAGCACAGUUCAUCUCCGGUGCUAGAGAUGCUUGAGGAAAGCCAGGAGCUUUUAGAGCCUGUGGUUGAUGAUGAUGUAGCUAAAAUCAUAGCUUCAGAAAAUAUAUAUGAUAGUCUACAAAGUGAUAGUAACAGUAAUCAGCCAAGCGACUUAAAAACAGGAUCCAAAGAUAUGAUGAAUAAGAGAAGUAGUUUAUAUGGUGUUGCCAAAGCUGUUGAGAGGGAAGAUGUUGAAACUGGACUAGAUCCUUUGUCGCUUUUAGCCACCGAAUGUACAGGAGAAAAAACUCCUCAUUCUGAAGAUAAGGUGUUUUCUCCAGUUAUUGCACGCAAUCUGGCUGAUGAAAUCGAAAGCUAUAUGAACCUAAAAAGUCCCCUGGGUAGUAAAUCUUCCAGUAUGGAAUUACACAGAGAGGGAAACAGAGAGUCUGGCACCACCACUGGGCUUAUUCACCCUUUAGAGAGGAGAUCAAGCCUACCUUUAGAGCCUGGUCUACCAGCACAGGAAAAUCCUGAAAGUGAAAAGAGCUCCCCUGCCAUGUCCAAGUCUAAAACUUUUACUGGACGUUUCAAGCCGCAGACUCCCUCUCGAACGCAUAAAGAACGUUCAACUUCUUUGUCAGCGCUAGUGCGUUCUUCACCACAUGGCUCAUUGGGCUCUGUAGUAAAUUCUUUGUCAGGGCUAAAGCUGGAGAGUAUACUCUCAGGGCCCAAGAUGGAUGUCCUAAAAUCUGGUGUGAAACAAGCAGCAACGGUAGCCACUAAGAUGUGGGGAGCUGUGACAUCUGCCUACAGCUACUCAGAUGAUGAGGAGGAAACUAAUAGAGAUUACAGCUUCCCAGCUGGCCUAGAAGACCAUAUGUUGGGGGAGACUAUAUCGCCUAACACAAGUAUCUCGGUCCCCAGCGAACUUACCCAGAGCAACACAAGUCUUGGCAGUAGCAACAGCAGUGGAGAUGUAGGAAAACUGCAUUAUUCAAUAGGUGAAGUUCCACUUCCAAGAGGCAUGAAAGGGCAAGAUUUUGAGAAAUCAGACCAUGGUUCUUCUCAAAAUACCAGCAUGUCUAGCAUCUAUCAGAACUGUGCAAUGGAGGUUUUGAUGUCAAGUUGUUCACAGUGUAGAGCUUGUGGAGCUUUAGUUUAUGAUGAAGAAAUUAUGGCUGGAUGGACUGCAGAUGAUUCAAAUUUGAAUACAACCUGUCCGUUUUGUAAAAGCAACUUCUUGCCUCUUCUCAAUAUAGAAUUUAAAGACUUGAGAGGCUCUGCAAGCUUUUUCCUGAAACCAAGUACCUCUGGUGACAGUUUACAAAGUGGAAGCAUUCCACUGGCAGGUGAAUCCUUGGAGCACAAACCUGUAUCCAGUUUACCAGAACCUGACUUGAUCAACUUUAUGGAUUUCCCCAAACAUAAUCAGACCGUAACUGAAGAAACAAGCUCUGCAGUUGAGCCAAGUGAUGAAGUAAAGAAAGCCAGUGGAGAUGUCCAAACUAUAAAAAUUUCAUCUGUGCCUGAUAGUUUAUCAAAGCGAAAUGUAUCUUUGACUAGAAGUCACAGUGUUGGAGGCCCCUUGCAAAAUAUUGACUUUACCCAGCGACCAUUUCAUGGCAUUUCAACAGUUAGUCUUCCAAACAGUCUGCAGGAAGUUGUGGAUCCUUUGGGAAAAAGGCCCAAUCCUCCACCUGUUUCUGUGCCCUACCUGAGUCCUCUAGUGCUUCGUAAAGAACUUGAAUCUUUGCUAGAAAAUGAAGGUGAUCAGGUGAUUCAUACAUCCUCUUUCAUCAAUCAACAUCCAAUCAUUUUCUGGAACCUCGUUUGGUAUUUCAGACGUUUGGACCUUCCAAGUAACUUGCCAGGACUUAUCCUCACAUCUGAGCAUUGUAAUAAAGGUGUACAGCUUCCUCUGUCGUCUCUGUCCCAGGAUAGUAAACUUGUAUAUAUUCAGCUGUUAUGGGAUAAUAUCAACCUUCAUCAGGAACCAGGAGAACCUCUGUAUGUCUCAUGGAGGAAUUUUAAUUCUGAAAAGAAAUUGUCUCUCCUGUCAGAGGAACAAGAAGCAACAAGCACUUUAGUAGAAACCAUUAGGCAGAGUAUUCAGCGUAAUGAUGUUCUUAAACCCAUCAACCUGCUUUCACAGCUAAUGAAGCCAGACAUGAAAAGACAAAGGAGUUUGUACAGAGAAAUCCUCUUCUUAUCAUUAGUGUCUCUAGGAAGAGAGAAUAUUGAUAUUGAGGCUUUUGACGAUGAAUAUGGAAUUGCAUACAAUAGUCUGCCUUCAGAGAUUCUUGAAAAGUUGCAGAAAAUUGAUGCUCCACCAAGUAUCAGUGUGGAGUGGUGCAGGAAGUGUUUUGGAGCACCUCUCAUUUAAAUAAAGGGAUUUAUUAGAAUUUUGAACACAUAAGGCUGGGGGAAUAGAGUCAAUCUGGAAACAUUUAAGGUUUUUUCCAAAUCCUAAGAAAUGGUGAAAACUGAAAUGAAGUAACUUUGGGGGCAAUAUAUAACGAAUUGUAAUUCAUACUGAAUCAUCUCUAAAUGUAAAAUGUCAUUAAAAUGUCCCAGGGUUUAUUGACACUGAAGAUUGUCAACUCCUGAACUGUUUCUCUGCCUCUGCUGAAAACCACUUUGGAAUUUCUCAGUAUUUGUUGUAGUUAGAUAGAAAUAAUGAGAAACCAUAUUCAUUAGAGGCAUUUUGUUUAUAUUUGAAGCUGUUGGGUUUGGGGACUGGCAAAUUAAACUUGCCUAACCCCCAAAACAAAUGAAAUUUCUCAAUUAUAAGAGCAACUAUUUGUGUAUGUGUGUAUAUGUGUGGGGCUGUGUAGGUAUGUGUACAUACAGCCAUAUUAUAAUGUAUAUUUAUUAAAAUUCUUAGAUUGAGUAUUGCAAUAGUCUUCUGAAAGGGUCCCAUUGACUAUUAAAUAAAUGACUACUAUUAAACUCAUCUGUAGUCAUUAAUUUCAAAAUUACCUGAAAGUCUGAUGACAACUGCCUUUCCCUCUGACUUUGAAUUUAAUAUAUCUUUACCUUUCAUAUCAUGUAUUAUCUUGCUUAAUGGAUUAUAUCUUAAAUAUCCAGUUAUUUCCAUUCUCAUCCCAAUACCUUAAUUUGCAACAGCUUUAAAAUUAGAAUAAAUGAGCCAGUCAUCAGACAGUUAAAAUGAAAUUAAAUCAGCUCCCUAAUAAUUAAUGAAAUUAAUCAGAGCAUGUUUUAAAUGCUAAAAUGUAUGUCAUUGGACCUGAAAUCUUUGUUCAGGCACAUGAAUUGUUGGUAUUAGUCACUUUUUAAAACCUGUGGGAUAAACUUGCACUGCACAGUUGUUUUAUUCUUGUAUAAUAUUUAGAUUUAUAUGCUUGUGAGUAAAUUGUGCAUUUGUAAA
Lemur catta (Ring-tailed lemur) is the source of this 7280-nucleotide messenger RNA. It is a transcript of the gene DENND4C, whose product is annotated as DENN domain containing 4C. The transcript is spliced from 33 exons. The record is from RefSeq and is a predicted model, not a curated record. Gene Ontology annotation, biological process: regulation of Rab protein signal transduction. Gene Ontology annotation, cellular component: cytoplasmic vesicle. Gene Ontology annotation, molecular function: protein binding. Bases 405 to 6275 code for a protein of 1956 amino acids. Lineage: Eukaryota; Metazoa; Chordata; Mammalia; Primates; Lemuridae.